Molecule: messenger RNA, 348 nt
Organism: Cynocephalus volans (Philippine flying lemur)
Lineage: Eukaryota; Metazoa; Chordata; Mammalia; Dermoptera; Cynocephalidae
Gene: SPINT4
Product: serine peptidase inhibitor, Kunitz type 4
Exons: 2
Coding region: 1-348 (115 amino acids)
Molecular function (GO): serine-type endopeptidase inhibitor activity
Source: RefSeq, a predicted model, not a curated record
AUGAAGCCUACUAAGCUGGGAUUUCUUCUAGGGCUCUUCAUAUUCUGUUCACUGACUACUCCAUUAUUGGGUGGUGUUACUAGACUUCUUGAGAAGAUAUGCGGAGAUCUCAAAGAUCCCUGCAUUAUGGAUAUGAAUGUUGGCAGCUGCUUUGAAGUUCACUUUAGAUACUUCUACAACAAAACCUCCAAAGCAUGUGAAAGCUUUGUAUACUCUGGCUGUGAUGGCAACCUUAAUAACUACCAGCUUAAAAUAGAAUGUGAAGUAGCCUGUGUUGAAGAAUACAAAAAAAGUAAGGAAUCCAAUUCUGUUCUCGGUCCUUUGGGGGAGGAAAAGGAAAUUCUCUGA